Molecule: messenger RNA, 2705 nt
Organism: Anguilla rostrata (American eel)
Lineage: Eukaryota; Metazoa; Chordata; Actinopteri; Anguilliformes; Anguillidae
Gene: mcrs1
Product: microspherule protein 1
Exons: 15
Coding region: 234-1655 (473 amino acids)
Biological process (GO): positive regulation of transcription by RNA polymerase II
Cellular component (GO): MLL1 complex; Ino80 complex; NSL complex
Molecular function (GO): G-quadruplex RNA binding; protein binding
Source: RefSeq, a predicted model, not a curated record
UGCUGUCACGUGAUAUGUUAUGGCGCUUGAGAUUACGUAAUUUCCGCGGGUUUCCGGAAGUUGAGAUGGGGGCGAUGGAUUGUUUGUAGUGGCGGCGGAACUAUUGUCAAAAUUGUGCUAUCAACAAUACAGACAAUAUCCCGAGGUCAAAUAUUUAAAGAGCUGAUCACUGGAAAAGUCCUGAAUAAAUGACCUGUUCGCCCAUUUAGAAGCGGUGGAUCUCGCACGAGGCCAUGGAUAAGGAGAUGCUAGGAGGGGUUGCGGAUCCGAUGGUGGCCGGGGCAACAGCAGGGAGCGCCACUGUACUGAGUCGUUCGGAGGACGAGGAGUCGGCAGGUGGCAAAGACGUCAAAAGGACCGCAACGCAAGCAUUCAGUGGGGUGGUCCCUAAACGCAGGAGCUCCUCUAGGUCCAUCAAGCGGAAGAAGUUUGAUGACGAGCUGGUGGAGAGCAGCCUGGUGAAGUCGUCCAGCCGGGUCAAAGGCCCGCCCGUGAUGGAGCCCGCCCGCUUCUCCGGGAGCGAGACCUCCUCGGCUGAAAAGAAGAAGGUGUCCAAGUCCAGCAUGCUGCCGGCGCCCCCUAUGGCCGCCGUGGUGACGCCGCUGCCCAUCACCAAGCGGGUGAAGAAGAGCCGGCAGCCGCUGCAGAUCACCAAGGACCUGGGCCGGUGGAAGCCCGUGGACGACCUGCUGCUCAUCAACGCCGUGCUGCAGACCACAGACCUGACCGCAGUCCACCUCGGGGUGAAGUUCAGCUGCCGGUUCACCUUACGGGAGAUCCAGGAGCGGUGGUACGCCCUGCUGUACGACCCGGUCAUCUCAAAGUUAGCGUGGCAGGCCAUGCGACAGCUCCACCCAGAAGCCAUCGCCGCCAUCCAGUGCAAAGCCCUCUUCAGCCAGGCUGAGGAGGCCCUGCUGGCCAAGAUCGGCUCAUCGAGCCAGCCCAAGCUGGAGGUGUUCCAGGACCUGCUGAACAAGCACCCGGGCGUGUUCUACCCCUCCCGCACUCCCAAGAGCCUCCUGGUGCACUGGCAGCUGCUCAAACAGUACUACCUGCUGGAUGACCAGAGCGUUCAGCCCCUCCCUAAAGGAGACCAGGUGCUCAAUUUCUCGGACGCGGAGCAGCUGGUGGACGAGGCCAAGCUCAAGGAGAGCAGGGACGAGGUGCUGGAGCACGAGCUGAUGAUCGCUGACCGGCACCAGAAGAGAGAGAUCAGACAGCUGGAACAGGAGCUUCCACGCUGGCAGGUUCUGGUGGACAGCAUCACAGGAAUGAACUCCCCCGACUUUGACAACCAGACUCUGGCGGCGUUACGCGGGCGGAUGGUGCGCUACCUCAUGAGGUCCAGAGAGAUCACAUUGGGCCGGGCCACCAAGGACAAGCAGAUAGACGUGGACCUGUCUCUGGAGGGGCCCGCUUGGAAGAUCUCCAGGAAACAAGGGAUCAUCAAGCUGAAGAACAACGGGGACUUCUUCAUCGCCAACGAGGGCCGCAGGCCCAUCUACAUCGACGGGAGACCGGUGCUGUCGGGGAACAAGUGGAAACUCAACAACAACUCGGUGGUGGAGAUCGCAGGCCUCCGCUUCGUCUUCCUCAUCAACCAGGAGCUGAUCGCCCUCAUCAAAGCCGAGGCUGCCAAGAUGAGCCAGCAGUGAGGGGCGGGGCAGGAAGGAGGAGCCGAACCGCGGGGCGGCGCGGGAUUGCGGGCCGACGCUCAGCCAGGGCCCAGACACGGCAGUGGAGCGGGGCCGCCUCACAUGGGUCGCCGCGGUGACCCGAGGAUCCGGACUUCAGUGGCAGGGAGUGAGCGGGAGGGACUUUCCUUUCCGAUGCCCCGCGGCCAUCUUGGAUGAACUUCAGCCUCUACACGCGAUCCAGGAAUGACCACAUUCCUUCUUCACUCUCAACACGUCUUAAAACUGACCCUGAACUUUUUUGUGCUGUUGUUCCUGACUGUCCCCCCCCACACCCCCUUUCAACCAUUGGAUGCUUGAACACACCUCAGAAAUUCAUACAUCUUUAGCUUUUUGUUUGAGGUUCUGUUGAGUCAGCGGGUGCGCUCGUGGUAAAAUGCGCCCUCAGGCAGAUGGCCUCAGGAACCCUUUGCAGCCGAGCUUAUGGAAUAGAAAACGAAGUGCAGAUAUUGACUUGUAACCUAAUAUAAGAAAAGAUUCUGGCUAUCUACACAAUUAGCAAAAUUCCAGUAAAUAGAUUUUUUUUUUUUUUUUUACUCAAACUGGUCAAAGGAAUUCAAUGAUCAGCGCUGGAGGUGCUUCCAGCAGCUGCUGCAUCAUACCCACCAUACUGGGACACAAACCGGCUCAGUGACUAGCUAUCCUAGUUUUAGGCAAACAGCCGUAUGCCUGUACAGUACAAAACACAUUUCCCAAAGUCCUGAAGGGUGUUGAUAUCGACCGAGUGCACGACACCAGAUUCAACUGGCAGCUUCGAGUUCAGUCGAAGAGGCGUUUCUUUUUUUCCUUUCGGCGGCUUCCAUUAGACCGGCCCCCUUGUGAUUGAUAGCGAUGACAUGCAGAAUCUCAAGUCGGCAUGGUAACGCCGCCCUGUCGGCGUGGCCUGCAGGGCUGAAAGGGAACGCGGCCACAGCCCGCUAGCCCCCAGACGUUCAGGAUAUCGUUCCUCUCAGUUCACCUUUAAACUCUGUAUUUUAGAAAAUACUCAUUAAAUUGCUUUUAUGUGAAUUU